Pundamilia nyererei is the source of this 2600-nucleotide messenger RNA. Its product is annotated as SPARC-like protein 1. Lineage: Eukaryota; Metazoa; Chordata; Actinopteri; Cichliformes; Cichlidae. The record is from RefSeq and is a predicted model, not a curated record. Bases 95 to 2062 code for a protein of 655 amino acids. The transcript is spliced from 11 exons. Gene Ontology annotation, molecular function: protein binding; calcium ion binding; collagen binding. Gene Ontology annotation, biological process: anatomical structure development.
CUGUCUUGAAUACAAAAGGACAUCUUCACAGGUUCAGCACAGGCACGCUGCUGUUUUUGCGGGAUACUUUUUCUUGCGACUGCCAGCCUCAGGUAUGAAGGCCUGCUUAGUAUUCCUUUGCUUACUGGCAGCAACAUUUGCUCUGUCUGUGAAAAGUAAACCUCAUGGAAAGCAUCAUGGGUUGCAUAAGAGUUUGCACACAACCAAAGAAAAGGAUGCUACCACAGUGGAAGCCAAUAAGCCAAAGAUCUUACCCACUCUAGUCACAUUUGAGGCCAGCAGCCAGGAGCAGGAAGACGAGGAACUGAGUUCCGAAGACAACGCUAACAAGGAAGAUGGAGAGAGGGCUGAAAAGCGAGAGAAAAGCACUGCAGUUCUGUUGAGUGAAGAAGAACUGGUAGACCUCCUGACGAAAGAGGCUGAAGAGGAAGAUGAAGCUGAAGUAAGAGAGCUGGAGGAGGAAGAAGUAGAAGCUGACAAAGCCAAGGUUGAGUCUAGCGAGGUGGUUGAGGUCGCUGAGGAUCAGGAGAAGUUGGAUGAGAAUUCAGAGACAAAGAAACAUUUGCUGGAUGAGGAAGAAGUGAAAGAAGACAGUGUGGAAGAUGUGAUAGAGGAGAAGGUGCAGAAGAUGACUCAUUCAGAAAGGAAGGAAGAGCCUACUGAAGCAGAGGAAGAUGGCAGCACAGAAUCAGUGAUUCCAGUCAAUCUGGACUAUGCUGCUGAUAGUAGCCUCCUGCAACCUCUACAGACUGCAUCAGCUAACGACAAAACCCACUCUGAUGACACCAAGCCUACUUCAAAAACAGACAUCAGAGAGAAAGAAACCAGUGGGAAAGAAAUGGCCAAUAUCGCUGAUGACUAUGAACCUGGCAUGCAAAACACAGAGGCAGCACACAGCGAGGAGGUGUCUGAUCAGACACAGGACAAAGAUUCCUCAGACCAAGACGUAAGUGCCAAGAAAGAACCUGAAGCAAAUGUGGAUCAUCCAGAGCCAAAGGGCGAUGCAGAGCUUGAAUUGAGGGCCACUCUAUCUGGAAAGGAGGAAGAGAAGAGUAAGAAUGUGGGUGCAAGUCACACUAAGGCAAAAACGAGGAAGCAAAAGAAAAACCAAAGGUCAAGGAAGCACUCUCCGGACAGGGAGGAAACACAACCCGGACAUGAAGAGGGCCGACAGGAUCCUGAGUCUGAGAGCAGCAGCACUGACAAUACAGACCAAAAGACAAAGAGGAGAAGGGCAGGAAAAUGGGGUCCUUUAGUUGGUGUGAAUCCGGUGCAGAUAAGAGCCGCAGCCGAACUGUACCCAAGGUCCAGGCCCUCUCUUGGCGGAGACAUACAACUCCCAGAAACCCCUACUGAUCCAUGUGAAAACUUCCGUUGCAAACGUGGAAAAACAUGCAAACUUGAUGCGGACAAUAAGCCAGGGUGUGUGUGUCAAGAACCGUCAGCGUGCCCUCCCAGUGUGAAUGAGUUUGACUAUGUUUGUGGGACAGACAACAAAACGUAUGACACAUCAUGUGAACUCUUUGCUACUAAAUGCAACUUAGAGGGCACUAAGAAAGGACACAGACUUCACCUAGACUACACUGGGCCAUGCAAAUUGAUACCUCCAUGUGUGGACAAUGAGCGGGUGCAGUUUCCUCUACGAAUGAGAGAUUGGCUCAAAAACGUGCUGCUCCAGCUCUACGAACAUGACUCCAUAACUCCUGGCUUCCUCACUCCUAAACAGCGUUUCAGAGUGAAGAAAAUCUUUGAGAGUGAGAGGCGCCUUCAUGCAGGCAAUCACUCUGUUGAGCUUCUCGCACAGGACUUUGAGAAGAACUAUAACAUGUACAUCUACCCAGUACACUGGCAGUUUGCUCAGCUGGACCAGCACCCAUCUGAUAGGUUUUUGUCCCACUCAGAGCUGGCCCCCCUCAGGGUCCCCCUGGUGCCAAUGGAGCACUGCACCUCUCGCUUCUUUCAGGAGUGCGAUGCUGACAAAGACAAACUGGUAUCAUUUAAGGAGUGGAUCACCUGUUUUGAUAUCAGGAAUGAGGACAUGGAUGCCAACCUGCUUUUCUGAGUGUUGUAGCUUGAACAUCUGGCUGUUGAAGUUCUGUCUAUUCAAAAUGAUACAGUACACGCUCUGACAAGUACAGAUGAAACAAACCCAUGUUACCUCCCGCUAUAAACAAAGCUUUGUGUAAGGCUAAGCAUGGACAUUUAAAUCACUGAUCUGUAAUUUAGACUGAGCUGCUAGAACCGUCUAUUAGAAGAAAGAAGUAGUUAUUUUUUUGCUGGCUGUGUUCAAAAUCUUUACUACAAUGCAUUCCAAACUGGGGCAAAGUUAUUGCAGCUUGAUGGUAGAAAAAACAUUGUGCAGUACACAGUGCCAGGUAGUACCACAAUUAGUAGCAGACAAUUGCAGAUUCCUGUUUGAUACUAGCAAAUGUAAAAUAGCACCUGUAUUGGCUAACUUAGUAGCAAAUGUGUACAUGUUUGUCCUCAUAUAUUAUGCUUCCUUACACUGCUAACUAAAGGCAAUAAACAGCAAAGAAAUUCACAAUUUCAGAAUAUUUCAGUAAACUCUGUUGCUUAUUGAUGUUUGUGCUGAAAUAAAG